AAUCUGACGACGAGGAAGUGAAAACACAUCGUCGGACGUCAUUCAUUGGAAAGCCACCAUGGCAGCCACUAAAGCCUCAAAAGAACAGAAAUAUGACAGACAACUCAGACUGUGGGGAGAUCAUGGUCAGGAAGCCCUGGAGAAUGCACAUGUGUGUCUCAUCAACGCCACAGCGACUGGGACAGAGAUCCUGAAGAACUUAGUGCUGCCAGGUAUUGGAGCAUUCACAAUAGUUGAUGGACACACAGUUUCUGGGGAAGAUGUCGGAAACAACUUUUUCCUCAGCAACAACAGCAUCGGAAAGAACAGAGCACAGGCUGCCACUGAGCUUCUACAGGAACUUAACAGUGACGUCUCUGGAAACUUUUUCGAGGAGUGUCCAGACAAGCUCCUGGACAACGAUCCAGAGUUUUUCCAAAGGUUUACUUUGGUCAUCGGUGUCCAGUUGCCAGAAAGCACAUGUUUGAGGCUAGGCUCAGUUCUGUGGAGUGCCUCUGUACCCUUCCUUGUCUGUAAGACAUACGGCCUGAUCGGCUACAUGAGGCUUGUGGUGCAGGAGCAUACAGUGAUUGAAUCUCACCCGGACAAUGCCUUGGAGGACCUGAGGUUAGACCAGCCUUUUGCAGAAUUGAAGAACCACAUUAAGACCUAUGACCUUGACAGCAUGGACAAGAAGGAUCACAGUCACACACCGUGGGUUAUUGUUGUUGCCAAAUACCUGGAGAAGUGGCUCAGUGAGCACAACUGUCAGCCACCGAAAAAUUACAAAGAGAAAGAGGCCUUCAGACAGCUUAUCCGGGAAGGAAUCCUAAAGAAGGAGAACGGUGUGCCAGAGGAUGAAGAAAACUUUGAGGAAGCUAUUAAGAAUGUCAAUACAGCUUUAAAUGCAACUAAGGUCCCUACUGCUGUUGAAGACCUCUUCAAUAGUGAGCAGUGUAACAACAUCACAGCACCGACUCUGCCUUUCUGGGUGAUGCUGCGGGCUGUCAAAGAGUUUGUUCUCAAUGAAGGUCAUGGAAGUCUACCUGUUCGAGGGACCAUCCCAGAUAUGAUCGCAGACUCUAAGAAGUUCAUCAGCCUUCAAAAUGUUUACAGGGAAAAGGCCAUGCAGGAUGCAGCAGCUGUUUUUAAACAUGUAGAAAGUCUAUUGCAGUCUGUUGGAAAGCCACCAGAGAGCAUCUCUGAGAAGGACAUCAAACUAUUCUGUAAGAACUCAUCCUUUCUGAGAGUGGUGCGCUGCAGAUCGCUGGCUGAAGAAUACAGUGUGGAUUCAGUCAAUAAAGAUGAAAUCACCUCAUGCAUGGACAAUCCGGAUAGCGAGAUGGUCUUCUACCUCAUGCUUCGGGCCGUUGAUCGUUUCUACCAGCAGCAUUCACGCUACCCAGGAGUUUAUAACUACCAGGUGGAGGAGGACAUCAGCAAGCUGAAGCUGUGUGUGAACAGCUUACUGCAGGAAUACAGCCUCAACGUCAACAUCAAAGAUGAUUACGUCCAUGAGUUCUGUCGAUACGGAGCAGCAGAGCCUCACACAGUUGCUGCAUUUUUGGGAGGAUCGGCUGCUCAAGAGGCCAUCAAGAUUAUCAGCCACCAGUUUGUGCCAUUCAGCAACACUUUCAUUUAUAAUGCCAUGUCACAGACGUCAGCCACCUUACAGUUGUGAAUACACUUCUUUUUCCUCAGUUUGGUUACAGAAGCAUUCGAGGAAAUAGAGAAAGAUCAAAAAAAGGCUUAUACACACUUUCCUUAAUAAACCAUAACUGUAAACUGCACAUCAGUCUUUUGUAAGAGGAAAGAAAGGUAACAUUUGUGUCCCGUUGUUAUUGAAUAUUGUGUGCACUUAAAUGUAAAAAAAAAAUGCUUCUCAAGCAGAAAAUCAAGUAGAAACAUUUUGGAUUAAACCAUCUAUACAAACAUGGACAGCCUUGUUUUCUUCUCCUAAAUUCCUGUAAGGGAAGAGAUCAGGAUGAUGCCAUUUCUUUAACUUUUUGAUUUUUGUAGCUGACAUCAUUUAACAAAUCUAUACAUGGAAAUAGCAGCUUUAAAACCUUCAUGUUGUGAUUUCAUCAAGGAAACUCCACAUAUGAGUGAUAUCUUACAUUGCUGCAGAGCUCCAUCCAAACACUUUUUGUAUUUUCUUUGGAACAUAGUCAUAGAGUCUGCAUUCGAAUGAAAAUAAACAUUUUGUGUGUUGUGUUGAA
Messenger RNA from Labrus bergylta (ballan wrasse), 2198 nucleotides. RefSeq names its product nedd8 activating enzyme E1 subunit 1 (gene nae1). Gene Ontology annotation, molecular function: NEDD8 activating enzyme activity. Gene Ontology annotation, cellular component: cytoplasm. Gene Ontology annotation, biological process: protein neddylation. The record is from RefSeq and is a predicted model, not a curated record. NCBI's taxonomy places the organism in Eukaryota, Metazoa, Chordata, Actinopteri, Labriformes, Labridae.